Talaromyces marneffei is the source of this 1785-nucleotide messenger RNA. RefSeq lists its product as uncharacterized. The record is from RefSeq and is a predicted model, not a curated record. Gene Ontology annotation, biological process: transmembrane transport. Gene Ontology annotation, cellular component: membrane; endoplasmic reticulum. Bases 1 to 1785 code for a protein of 594 amino acids. Lineage: Eukaryota; Fungi; Ascomycota; Eurotiomycetes; Eurotiales; Trichocomaceae. The transcript has 4 exons.
AUGGCCAUUUUUACCGCACCAACGUCAUUUCGCUCCGCCCUCGAACGUCGCUAUCUCUCCACCGAUGGCAUUCCUCAAACCGUCACCGGCGCCGGUGCGCACACAAGCCAUCCCAGCUUCCCUCAUCUGCUUGUUUUAGUUUUCGAAGCUGUUCUGGAAGUAGUCUGCGUCAGUUUGCCCGGAUACAUUGCAGCCAGAUCGGGCAUGUUCGAUGCCGAUGCGCAGAAGUUGGUUGCGAAUCUGAAUGUGGCUCUUUUUACGCCAUGUCUGGUUUUUACGAAACUCGCAUCUCAGCUUACGGCUGAGAAAUUCACCGACCUUGCGAUUAUACCUGCCAUCUUCGUCGUCAUGACCGCCGUGUCAUACUUUUGUUCAUACCUCAUUGCACGACUUUUCCGAUUCAAAAAGCGUCAAGCCAAUUUCGUGACUGCCAUGGCAGUCUUUGGCAACUCGAAUUCCCUACCGAUUUCCCUCGUCAUUUCUCUCUCUCAAACUUUGCAAGGCCUUCACUGGGACCAAGUUCCCAACGAUAACGACGAUGAAGUCGCUGCGCGCGGAAUUCUCUAUCUCCUCAUCUUCCAACAACUCGGUCAACUAGUCCGCUGGAGCUGGGGCUAUCAUGUCUUGCUGGCACCCAAGGAGCGAUAUAUUGAGGAAGGCGAUGUCCACACUAUUCGUGAUGGACAGGAACGUUAUUUGGAUAAUCCGCAACAAACGGACCCCGACGAGCCUUUACUUCGUACUGGAACGGGUGACAACGAACAUGAUAUUGUUCACACUACUCCGAACUCGGUUACUUUCGAGUCUGGCGCUCAGACUCCAAUCACCGAUCGCAACCUUUCCUUUACCAAACUGCCUAGCCACGGCUCUGAUCAAUCUCCCCGGCAUCGUGACAUAGUUGACAUUGAUUUGGACGCCGAUUCAGAUGAGGACCGCUCACUGCCCGUCAUCGGCCCACCUCCCAAUGGCCCAUUUUUACCGCGACAGAGCUCCACCGGUCAUAUCUUGACAUUCCCGGAUGUUGAGGUGCGUCGCCCUUCGACGACUGUAACCACCGGGUUUCAAGGAUUCCUCUUUCGAUGGAAACGAUUUAUCACCAAGUCAUCUGCUCGUGUAGGCAAAUAUGUGGACGCGAAGCGCGAUCAAGUAUUUGAACGUCUUCCGCCUUCGGUCCAGAAGUUCUUGACCGUGGCUACAUCUUGGAUAAGCCGUUUCCUACAUGGUGUCUGGGAAUUUAUGAAUCCUCCUCUGUGGGCUAUGCUUGUCGCGAUUAUUGUAGCAUCGAUUCCUGGUUUGCAACGCUUGUUCUUCGAUGAAGGAACGUUCGUGCGCAAUUCCAUUACACGCGCAAUUGAUCAGAAUGGACAGGUUGCCGUCCCUUUGAUUCUAGUUGUGCUCGGCGCCAACUUGGCUAGGAACACUUUACCGAAGGAGCAUAUUGAGGAUGAAGCAGAGGGGUCCAAAGAGGAACGUAAUCUCAUCAUCGCAUCUCUUGUUGCCAGAAUGCUUCUACCAACGUUGAUCAUGGCGCCUCUCCUUGCUUUGCUAGCCAGGUAUGCUCCUGUCAGCAUACUAGACGACCCAAUCUUUAUCAUUGUCUGCUUCCUGCUCACUGGAGCACCGUCUGCUCUUCAGCUGGCACAGAUCUGUCAAAUCAAUAACGUGUAUAUGGGAGCAAUGUCUAAACUGUUGUUCCAGAGCUACGUUGUUUGGAUUCUUCCGUCGACCUUGAUACUCGUCAUGACUGCUCUCGAGGUUGUUGAAUGGGCAACAUCUUCCAAGUGA